UUUUCCAGUUUGCUUUUCAAGCAGCAGCAGCCAGGCUCUUAUGCAACACUGCCUAUCACCUCCACAUAUUUCCACUGUUAGCACUGGGAAGAGAGCUGAAACAUGGAAACAAUUCAAUAGGUCCAGUGUGAGUGUGGAGGCCCAGACAUUUCCCCACAGACCAAUCCAUCAGCAGAGGCCUGAGAGAAAGUCACAGUAAACUUUUUAAGAGGAGUGCCUCACAUGUGACAUCACAGAAACUCGAAACCAUCAUUUUCAGACGCCCUCCCUCCUCCACGCCUGCCACUGCUGCUGCUGCUCCAACAUUUGCUCCUCGCUCCCCCCUCUCCAAACCUCUCCCUCUGCUUCUCUGCUGGGCUCCAAAAACAGGACAGAGUUCCCGUCCUCCCAGACCCAAGCUGCACCUCUGAUCCAGGACGAGCUUGCUUGCAGGUUACCCCACUCUUUCCAGGACUCAGCUGAGCUUGUUGCAGCAGGUAAGAGACGCCUUUCUGCAUGCCUUUGUGCCUGAGCUGGAGUUUCUGCUGCCACGUGGGUGAGACACUGGAGUAGAGUCUGCUCAGGAAGAGAGAGGGACCAUGGGAGAGGAGAGCAGAUAGAGCUCAGAGGCUUUUAAUUUGAAAGGACUGUUAGACUCAUUCAGAUCUGCAGAUGUUUGCAGCAUUUUUUUACAGUUCGCUUACAUUUAUUUAUUCAACAUUGACUUAAACUUCAUUUCAAUCUUAAAAAAAACACCUAAAGCAUGGUUAUUUGAUGUCAUUUCAAGUAAUAUCAUCUUUUUAAGUGUCUUUUAGCUUGUAAGUAUAAAAUUUCAAAUGCAUUUCUGUGUAAAAUAAGUGCAGCAUUAAAAGAUUUUGCUCCAGUUUUUGCAAAAAUGAAAUCGCCUCAUUAUUUUGUCUUAGUUAAACUGAACAUUUGAGUGUUUAUAAAAUUCUGAACAACAGGCCUUAGUUUGUUCGCAUUUUCAGAUUUUAAGAGAGAAAUAAAGAGCCAAACAACAACAAAAGCGAACAGUUAAGGCUUUAUCUGUUACUGAGGAGGACAGACGCUCAGCAGUUGCUCACUUUUGAGGGACUUUCUGCGAUUGCAUAUGUAAAAAAAGACGAAAAACUUUUGAGGGAAGGUGACAGGAUUACAUAAGCCAAAUAUAUCCUCGCAGUCCACGGUUGGGAAAACAGGGCAGGGCCUCACUCAGGCACACAUUGUACACUAUAUGAGCUCCUCUUUCCUCACUGUGUGGUGGUUUCUAUAAACUGAUCAUGCCUGAUGAAAACACUGUCUGUGUCUGUGAUUUCCAGCCUGUCAGAUACUUUACAGACUCUUUGCCGUCUUGAAAAGAUGCUUCCAGACGCUGUGUUUACAGUCCAGGCGUUACGACGUGUGUAAAUGUCCAGAUUUAACAUAUCGCAUGUUGAUCGAUGAGCUUUUGAGGAAUCGGUAGUUUUAGUUUUAAAUUCUGGAGAGAGUAAAAGCAGCUGUUACCACCUGAUCAGUCUUUAUGCUAAGCUAAAGCUACUUGGGGCAGCAAUCUGGAGAAUUUUCAAUGAAAUUUGAGUCUUUCAGAGCAGAGGUCCUCCAACAUUUAAGCCCACAGCCUUCAAAGUAACAGGGCCAGACUACACUGGAGAUUCUCACAGCACUGAUUGACCAAUCCAGACACAGACGUACUGACUUUCAAAUGCAAACCUUUUUUUUUUUUUUUAAAUGGCCGCUCAGAUAAUUUGUAAAAUAAUGUAAUAAAAGGCAAUUGUAAAGUUUAAAGCACAAAUGUGGAACUUUUGACUCAAUGCCUCAAUAAACAUUGUCGUUACUCACCACUUUUCUCUAUAAUUAAAUGAUAAAUUUUCUUUUCUCAAGUCCAGCAAACUGAGGUUGUGUAGAUAUAUGUUUGUCUCAGUAGUGUUGCCAUACUUAUAUGUCGCAGGAUUAAGAGUGUGCUACACAAUUGCGUAGCUAGAAAGUUCUUGGAUGUACUGAACAACAUUUUCUUUGUUUCUGUUAUUGCUCCUGUUGUUAUGGAGAUACAGUGCUGGAAUUUAAAAAUGUGAAUCACUUCAGGGUCAUCCAGCAAAAAUUAAAAGCAGAAAACUGAUGGUACAUUUUGGUUCACGACAAAAACUCAAAUCUAAACAAUAAAAUUAUGUGAAGAUGGUGGUUUAAUUUGACAUAGAACCAUGUAAAUCCUGCAAAAACUCAAAUUUAGUGAGUAUUCUUGUCCUAAUUCUUGUGUUAAGUGUCUUUUAACUAAAGCUAAAUUUACCAGGCAAAUGCAGAAUAAUAUAUUUUUUCAAGCUAUGCAUGUUGAAAUAAGACCUGCAUUAAACACAUGAAAAAAGGAAUCUGCCAAUACACUUAGAGAAUAAACUGUUCGAGUUUUUGUAGCACGAAAACAUCUUAUUUCAAGAACUUAACGAGUACAUUUAUGUUUUUUAUUUCAGCUGCAGAUUAUUUUUGUUUAUUACAAGCAAUUUAGAUCUCAUUUUGGUGUGUAACAUCCCAACAUGAGACAUUUUUCUAGUAUGGCCAGGUGAAUUUGGCUUAAAGCGGGCCUGAAUAGACACUCUCUACUAGAAUUAAAAACAUAGGACUCGCUCAAAUUUGGGUUUUUACAGAGUUUGCAUGGUUUCAUUUUUGAUUUAACCACUCUUUUACAUUCAUUACUGGUAACCACUGUAAAAGACGACAAUCUUCUCCUGAAGAAGAUGUUAGAAAAACGACUAAGCCAGUGGUUUAUUUUGCAUUAUUGUUGUAUUUUGCAGGGUCCAAAGUUUGGAGUUAGAUUGAGCAUUUUGGUAGUACUUAGUUUGUAAUGAAUCUUGGGUGGACACAGUGGUUUGUUUUCUCUGGUUUUUGGUAUAAGUUGUGUGUUGUAAUAUACUGUAAUACUAUGAUAAAAAAGAAAUCAAAUUUGACCUUAAGAGACCUUCAUGACAGUCACAGAGGAGGAUCUUUGUUAGACUGAUGUUGAAAACACACCUGUAGUUUUUACUCAUAGGCAUAACUGCCAUCUAAAUGUUGGAAAUAAAAGCCACAAAACGGCAAAAUUCAAACAUACAUGGGGGGUGACAUCCAUUCUUACUUAGUGGUUUUGGGAUGAGAAUUAGAAACUCUAAAAUGAAAGACUUUUCUCAUCCCAUCUUUUCAGAGUUUAAUCCUUAACUACUGCAUGUUUUUGUUGUUUUUUUACCCCUCCUGGUCUCCACGCUGGGCAGAUUUGUACGUUCUAUUGUAAAUCGAAAGUUCAAAUAACAUCCAUGUUUGAUUUUGUGUUGCAUGAAUGCUGUUUGCUCAGUGAAAGCACGUGUUUCUGCACAGAGUUUGGCACAAGUAGAUGUUUCUGUUUACAGUCGUAAUCGUAUCUUUGGUCAGAAAAAAGUUGGCAUGAGACUCUUGAAGCUGAUUGGUGGACAGGGCGGGCGGGUGAACCUUCAAUCAAUCAGUUAGAAAGUGACAGUUGAGCCAACGGAGACACUCUGACUUUUUCAUGAUUAAAUGACUUUUUUAAUCUUUCAUGUCUCAAAUAACCUCCAAAUUUAACUUUAUUUUUUAAAAUGUGGAGAUUUAGAGCAUCAGUGUUUUGGUCUUAUUGGUUUAUUUGCUUUUAUUGUUUGCUUUUCUUUUUUAUGUCUUCUUUUCUGAUGACCAUCUUUAUUUAAAACAUUUUGAGCUUUAUGUUUUUUUGGCACUUUUCAUUAAAAAAAAGUCUGAUUGAUGACCAGCCUCUAACUAUACAUUAUCCUGCUUAUUACCCAACCACAGACUUAAAAAUGAACAAGUUUAUACAUGAUAUUGAUGGAAAGAUAAAUCUUUUCAUUGAAAAAAUAAUUCAUUCAUGCAGCUACAAGAAUAGACUCUCUGACCCAACAGUAUCAUUAAAACUUGACAUUUUCAUUCAGGGUCAAGUUCGAACAGGAUUGUGUUUAUUUGUUCUUAUUAACAUGAAAGUGAACAUUUCCAUGACCAGGACUUCUACAGGAAUAUUUAUGUUGAUAUGUCUGUCCUUAUUUAGUUGACAAACCUUUAAACUUAACUUUAAACUUUAAAUAGUGCUGCUUUUAUCACUGCCACUCAUAGUUUGAGUUACUUUGAUUUGAGAGAUGCUCUCACUGGCUCUGUUCAAGUGCACGGUUUGCAGGACAGGAUGUUGCUCCUCUUUUCUGUUUCAGGGAUGGUUGGGAUGCAGUAACUCCUCAGGCCACUCCCAUAUCUGUCUUUUUUAUCGCUUUAAUACCAGCCUGAGACAGACACUGAGGUUUUUGCCACAUAGUUAACAGGCAGAAGAGAAAUGUGCCAAACUUUUCUGGAGACUAUUUUGAUAAGUUAUUAUGGGGAUUUGACCAAUCUGAAUCAAGUAUUUAACACAGCUGGGUAAGACAUGCAAAUAGUUUGUAUACAAGAAAUGAAAAUAAGUUUGCACUUUCGAUGAAUAUAACACAACUAUGGUUGAUAUGAGUAUACCAUCACUGACUGGACUAGACUGGACUGGACUGGACUGGAUGCAGCUUUCACUCUGGGAAACCUGAUUAUUCCUUGUUGUGCAGAGGCAGCAGCGUGAGAUGUGAAGUCUAUGUGCUCAGGGACAGUAUUUACAAACACGCACUGAAUGUCAAAGUCUGAGGAAUCAGCUCAGUCAUGUUUGAGCAGGGAGGUCAUUCUCAGCUGUUAUCACUGAGGCCUGCAGGGAGUUGAUACACACAACCCGAGCCACACAGACCCGGGCCGCUCUCCAGCCCCUUAUCUGCAGAGCCACGUUGCUUUUAGCUGAGCUUUGAGAAAUGUUUUGGCACAAGUUGGACCUGUUAGCCGGUCUCUCUGUUUUUAUUUGUGAAGUGCAAUGUGCAAUAGCAUAAUCUGCCCAUUUAGCUGAAUAAUAAUUAUAUUUAAGUGGCAUAGUUAUAAAAUUCAAAAGCCAAUUGAUGUUUUUAGUCUAAAAUUAAAAACUUUUGUAACUUUUGUGUAGUAUUUUAAGGCUGAUGAUGAACAUAAAGAUUCCAAAAUGAGUCCUGAUUUAAAGGUUAAAGAUGUUGAAGCCAUACCUACAAGCUUUGGAUGCUCAGUUUUAACAGCAGAUCACCAGGUUACAGGACUAAAUCAGCCUAAAAAAUCUUUAAAUUUCAGAUUUGGUUAUAUUUUGGUGCGGUGAAGACCUCUCAUCUGAAUUUGUGUUUGUAAUAUUUAUUUUGUGCGACUGUCCAUAGAGGAAAAUGAAAUUGACACCAGCCUACCAAGUGGUAGUCUUCUGCAUAUGGAGACUAAAUUUGCCAGUUUUAAGACAAAUUAUCAAUUAAAACACUGAAGCCAUGUUUUAGACCAGGGGUUCCCUAAGUUUUCAGCUUGCAACCUCCAUAUUAACAUAACUGUCGACUAUAGACGCCCCUUGUGCCUUAUGCUUAAAUGGUGCUCACAGCUGCACUUAAACAUAAAUAAACAAGUUCAAAAACAGAAAUCAAAGAAACUUCUGCAAAACAACAACCAUAGCAUUACUUUGCAGUAAUGUUUAACAGCUAGAAGCAGAAAAAUAGUUAUCUUCGUGUUCAGGCUUCAGCAUUGAUAGGACGUACAAUAUAAGCAGGUGAGUCUGUCUGCACGUGUGAGUUUCAUGUUAGUUUCAAGCCUGUGACACUUCUUGCCUCUAUCUUGCCUCUGUGGUAAUUUGGCAGGAAAAAAAACAUCCAAAAUCUUAAGGAAUCUUCGAUUAUAUGCAUGAUUUAUUUCAAUUUCGACCAAAUUUUUUUCAUAUCUGAGAAUUUUGUGUGUUUUUAUGACCUACUGGAUCAUCCUACCAGUUCACUUACUUCCCUUCAAGCAGCUGCUUUUUAUUCCUGUUUCCAUAAGAAUAAAUAAAGAAGUUGUAUGGUAUGGUUCAGGGCCUCCGCACACUUCAUGACCAGUUUGUCCAUUUUCCAGAUGAAAGAACCUCCUUAUGAACCUUUGUGAACCUACAGAGCAUGCUCAGAAAAGUCUGUCUCUGUUUGGGCCUGACGUCUUAUUGGCCUCCUUAGACACAUAAAUUAUUCAAUCCCAUGAUUCUUCUUCUUUUUUCAGAAACAGCUUAGGAAAAUUGAUCUAAUUGUGGGAUCAUGAUAUACCAGCUGCUCCUUUUCAAAAUGAUUCCAUAAAUGACUCUUUUGACCCUAAAAUAUCAUGUGAAACAGCGGCACUAAGUUUUGCUUUUCUGCUAAAUUCUGCUAAAGCUUGGGGAAAACUUUUUUGGCUCAUCAGUUUUUGACUUUUUUUUUUCGAUUGUUAAUCAAGCCUUGUCAUUGCUUACCUUCACUAUUACAAACAGGUGCAUCAUACUUUGAUGUACAUGCUUUCCCAACACAUCCACACCUAUUAUUUGGCAGGUCUUUUCUAAAUGUGUUACCCAAGCCUGUAUACAUUUAGGUGAUGAUAUUUCUCUGUUUUAUUGAGGCCUCUUUCUGCCCGCCACAACAGUCACUGUGUCAAGUUUGGUAAUCACAGUCAUAAAAUUAUGCCAUGACUUGACCGCAAGACAUGACAGACUACACACUCGUUUACAGCUACACACCACAACCAUCAAGAGGACUUUGAUCGAUAGACGAACCAGAUAAGAUAACGCUCAACAGCAGUUAAUCACCCGAUUGCCUAAGUGUGCCCACUAUCUCCCCCAAAUGUGUCUCUUUUCUCAGUCCGCGGUGUUCAUCUCGUCCCUCAACAACACCUCUCAGAGAUAGAAGAAGUGUUGAAGCCAGGGCUUAAUAAGCUAUUUCUUAUAGUCAUAUAAGAUAAAGAUAAGAUAUAAGAUAAAUCGCCAGAAUCCUUAGUUGAAAGGAUCGUGGCAUGAUCCUUUCAACUAAGGAAAAAAACUUGUUUUCUUAAAAAAGUGACAUAGGCCAUUAUUUUAAUAGGAUGACGUCAUGGUUAUGACUUUUGCAUAAAAGAACUCUGUGCUCUUACUGGUCAACACCACUAUCGUCGUGGGAAAAAUCAUAGUUGGCAAAGACUAACAUUACACAUGCUAGACUGUCUGUCGGGAGGUUAGGAGCUGUCACAGACCUGUCUGUGGCUGCUGUUCCCUUGUAUACAUGCACUUACUAAACCAAAAAAGGGUCAUUUUUAGACCAAUAAUAAAUACGUUUACAGUUCAGGGCUUUCAUUGCACCAACUGAACAGGAAGUGGGUUUUGGGGAUGGCAGGAGGGUGUACUCUAGCUAUUUGCCAGGAGGUUAAAGGCCUGCCUCUAGUAGGCUCAAGUCGAGUCAGCAUUACCAGUGUAGCAACAGCUGUGGUGGGCUUUUAAAACUCCACAAACAGAUGGGUGGUGUCACCAACACUGCAUAGAUUCGUUGGAAAGUCUAUGGCUGGAACAGAGUUUCAUCAGCUUCCUAUUUACAGGUUGUACCCAGAAACAGCAUAAUAUUGGUGUCCCAGUGUGUAGUUACACGCUAGAUUACAAGCUUAAGAUGCCCAGCAUGAUAACGCACAGGUGAAGCACCACAUACAUACACACAUAUUCAUGUACAUGCAGUUCUGUUUUGAGGCUAUGCUUCAUCACUUUCUUCUUACUAAACUAAUCCUGUAGCUUUGCUAAAGCUCAUACUGUGUUGUGCUUUGUGUUUGUGUUUUCUUCAAUUUGCUAGACGUCUCUUUCACUCAGCUUGUUGUGUCGUUUAAAUUUUCUUUUCUAGUUUCUGUUUCUACCUUCAGAAAGAGUGCAGACAUGUGGAGGAAAUAGAAUAAAGACAGAUGCCUCCAUUUUCAUCUGUUAAAACACAAUGCAAAAAAAUUUAGCCCUAAAUUUAAUUCAACCCCAACCAGAGAGAAAUGAUCAGUGUGAGUGUUUGCAUGGAUACACCAGCCCUUCUGAUUCUGAUUACUUGUGCUCCAUGUAAACAAAGCAGCGAAGAGCGUCACAAAACCCUCACUGGGAUACUCAAGUGUCUUAAUAACCAUGACAGAGAAUUUAUAAUGAAAACUUAUCAGUUUAGUUUCAGAGUCAAUCAAAUAAAUCUGCGCAUAUUCAGAGGCCUGUGAACAGACUUAGUUCAGCCGGAGGCAUCUCUGCCAGAUGAUGAUUUUUUUUCUACUCUAGUUUGGACCUCUCUGCGUCAUUUCUGCACAGUACAAACAUUACAAAAUGAUACCUCGUGUGUGAGCCAAUAUUGUGGAAGUGUUUGACCCGAGGAGUCCUGGGGAUGAAUGCUGCAGUGUUUGUUGUUUGGCUCUUCUGUUGGUACAUUCAGACCCGACAGACACAUGGAGAGGAGUGUGUUUCUCAUGUGUACUUUGAUACUCGUGACUCUUACAGGGUUAACAGAGCUGCUGAACUCCAAUUUUCUCUCUCUCUUGGUUGGUUGGCUGACGGCUGAGUCAUAAAUCUUUGAUACAGUACAAAUUACAGAAACAGAUGAUCCACUAAUCAAAUACAAUCCUUAAACUCUACAGAUUUCUUUGGUACCCAGAAGUAAGGACGUCAAAAUAACUACUUUAAACAGCUUCAAUAAUGUUUGUUUUGACUGAUAAGUAGAUUUUUUUAAAGCUCUUUUCAUUUUUAAAGUAUAAAACUGGCUGCACGGUGAAAUGUUGAGUAUCAAAUCACGAUAAUGUCUUUUACUGAGUUGUUAAUAAAUGUGGCAAUACCUACAGUCUAACGAACAGUCGCAUACAUAAAAUUGGAGCACAUAAAUAAUAAUUAUUAUCCUCCAUAAAAUCUUAAUGAUAGCUUGGGAUGACGUGGAGUGCUGCAGAGAUUCUUCAUCUCAAUUUACCUGGGUAGAAAAGGGUUAAAUAAAAAUCAUAAAUGAUGAAUAACAGCAAGUUCACACUCAAAUAAUGUAAAUUGUGUCUUAUGUAUAAAUAAAAAGUACAAUAUAAAGUGGCAAUCAGGACCAAAUUUUGCAUGGUGUUAGUCCUGGCAGGACAUAAAGUCCCAGCUUGUAUGACUUCACCAGAGUCAUAUGUAUUGUCACUGAUGCCUGCUUUGUCCCAUACCUUGAGGCCUUUGCUGUUGCUCUACCUGCCUCAGCUUUAGAUAUAUGCACAUCUAAGAGAGGGAAAGUGUGCUCUCCCUGCCUCAGGGUUUGUCAUCCCAUGUAUGCAUGUGGAAGGGCAGGGAGCUCUCAGAACAGCGACAUAACUCGUUCCCUGCAAAUUAUAUAUAUUUUUUAAUUUAAUGCGAUAAACUGUACAGUAUGGCACAUUACAAUAUGAAUGUAAUGCAGUAUGAUAUGGGGUAGCAAAAGUAAAUUGAAUAAAAAGUAGAAAAUGCAUUUAUGUUAUGAAGUAGAAAUAUGAUUAGCUUCGAAUAUGAAUGAAUAUAUUUGUUGUGUAUUUUCUGGGUAAUCUAAGAAGAUGCAAUGUAAAUAAAUAACAGUAGGUUUUAUAAUCUUAUCACUCUGGAACAAAGAGAAACCACCUCACAGUUCUUGUGGUCAUGCUUCUGCACCACAGUACAUACAAACAGCCAGCAAACAAUGAUUUAACCCCAGUGUUUUUCACUCUGACGAAUAUGCAUGACCCACAAAGAUUUUAAAUGUACAUAAAGCCGAGGUAAAUGAGUCCUAUUAUUGUUGGCGAUCUAAACCUCUUUGUUUUUAUCUCCCUUUUUCAGAUUUAACUUCCUGUAACUUUACAUCCACAUAAAGAACCAAGUCAUCCUAUGUGUCUGUCAUAAGUAUGGAGAUGGAGAAAGUGGCAAAUGGAAACCACCACCAUGACGUUGAAGUGCCUCUGGAGGGAGGGUAUGUCUCCUUUGUGUGUUCAUGAUGGGACUUUUUGGUAAACUUGUAAUGUUUAAGCUAAAAAAUCGUAGUGUUUCAUAUUUGUUUAUGUCGUUUAUCACAGAAUCCCACCUGAAGAGGAAAAGUUCCUGCAACACAAGAGUGAUGGAUCGAAGCACACUCAGUUCACAGACGUGAGUAUGGCAGAGAGACAGUUAAAAUAAAAAAACUGGUGCUUGCUGGUUUGAUUGGCAACAUAGUGUGUCCCUUGUUGUUGUUGUAGUUCAUUUUGAGAAAGUAAAAUCCAAGUAUUGAGCAUGGUGGACAGUGAGGAAUCUCAAACAAGUCAACUAUAUCAUAAGUUUGGUUUAUUUUUCUCUAUCAAUCUGAGGAUGGUGCUCAGCUUUGGCUUGGCAUCAAACAAAAUGGACCAAGGACGUCCAAGGAAAAUACAUACGAGAAUUUUUUUCAAGGGGAGGUUUUAUUCAGGCCUUUAUUUUAGUGUCGUUGUGCAGAGCAAAAGCUGAGACUUAAUGUAAAGACCAAUGUAGUUUAUAAACUUCAAAAGGCUCUAAUUGGAGCCAAAACUUGUUUUUUAACUAAAAAAUGAAUUUAAUCAGUCUUCUGCGAUGCUAAAUAUUGUUGCACAGCCUUUUGUGCAGAUGCAUAUAGCAAGUUGCAAGUGUUACACAAGUUACAAGAUAACUUUCUUCACAGAAAUAUUGAAAGACAGUUUGUUUCAACCCUGAUUACCUCCUGUCUCAGAGUGAGGUGUACCAACAGGAGGUACUUAGGAUGUUGUUGUCGACUAUCAUGUGCUAAAACAAAUGGAAAAAUGUUAGAGGUGGAUUAUAGACAUAUAUCUAAAGAACUGGUGGUUGUUAUCAUCGCUGACUGGUUCUAAUGUCACCAACCUGGUUCCUGUAAUCCAGCUGUUGUUGUGUUGAUGGCAUGAGUUGUCAUUUGCUCCACUCACAAAUGUAUCAACAGAUAAAUAUUAAUAGAAAAAUCAAAGAAAAAGUAAAUAUGUAAAAGUAAUUACAUACAUGAGUUAAGUUGGAUUUUAUCUCAGAAGUAGUCAAGUGUUAAAAACUUCUUAGACAAGAACAGGACUAAAUCAUCAAAGAUAAAAAAAACAAAAAGUACCACUUCAUACACAGGGGACACUAAAAGUGUCACAAGCCAAAAGUUCCACCAGAUGCUGUAAUGUACAAUAGUUGCUGCAUAUGAAUCAAAGUUAAUAUUCAACUCUUUUUUUGUCCAGUUUGAGGGUAAAACCUCUUUUGGGAUGUCCGUCUUCAACCUGAGUAAUGCCAUCAUGGGAAGCGGUAUCCUGGGUUUGUCGUAUGCCAUGUCAAAUACUGGCAUCGUUCUCUUCCUGUGAGUAAUACAAGUACACACACUGUGGUACACAGAGUCCAACUAAACAUGACACACACCUUCACCCAUACAUAGUCAGCAUGCAGUUCCUGAAAAUGACAGACGGUCCACAAACAGAUACACGAGGAGACAAGGUCCAUGUUACAUAACAUACCAAAAUCACUUAGGUCAGAUUCAGAAGUGACACAAACCCUGAAAGUUACCGAAAGGCUAAACAGUAUUAUCUAAUGUUUAGGCAGUAUUAUCUAAUUAGAUAAUUAGAUAAUACUGUUUAGCCUUUUGGUAACUUUUGAUAAUCCUGUCAUAGAUAAUGAUAUAUCAUUUUUUAUAACUUAAGAUGGACAGAACAAUUUGGGGCGCUUAAGACAGACUGCCUCCUAAAUUAGAGUCUGGUGUAAUUUCAAUCCAUCCAACACCUGAAAAGCUAAAUUCCAUUUGAUUCAACCCUCAGGGGCGUUUCUGUUUAUGGCUCAAUAUUGUGACAUUGCAUAUGGACGGCUGUCUGAAGAUUAAAAUUUGAUCAUAAUCUCAUAAUAUGACAUUUAUACACUUACCUCACACAGGGCACCAAAAUAAUUUGUAGUGAUUUUAAUUUAUGGUAAAUGUCAUAUGUUGAGAUUAUUAACAAAUAUUAAUCUUCAGACAUUUAUUUAAAUCACUUCAGGCAAAUGGAAGCUAAUCUUAUUGAAUGUUUUUCAUCUGUAGACAGAUAUUUAGUUCUGCGCUGCUCAAACAAAAAGCCAAAAAAAAAGGCUCAGGGGUUUGGCCACGCGUCAUCCUAUCCACAUGUCAAAGCACCCCUGGACAGGAAACUUGACCCAACUUGACUCUGCUAUGUAGGAUCAAUUAAAACUGAUGGGGGCUUGACAUAACAGCCUCUGUCAUCAGUGUAUGAAAGUAGUGUGCAAGGGUGACUCUGAAUUGUCAGAAGACUGAAGAAAGUGCUAUAUAAAUAUUGUCUAUUUAUCUUUUAAGGCUUAGGUUAUAUGGCAGCAUCCUUGAACCAUUUACUGUAGAUUAAUAAGGAUAAUUGUGUUGGUGGACCUUUUUUUCAGUUUGCUAUCCUUGGACUCAGUGGAAAAAAAGUGAAACUACCCCUCACUUUUCUUCAACUUUUACAGGAUCUUGUUGAUGUGUAUCGCCUGCUUAUCCUGUUAUUCCAUCCAUCUGCUGCUGACCAGUGCAGGAGUUGUGGGUAAGGCUUCAGGAAAUUUUGAAAAUCUUGCUGUAAUUCUUAGAGAAAUUGUCUCUGUAUCGUUUUUUCCUCUUUUACAUAUCACAGCAUUUUUUAUUGAUAGAUACUCAAAUGCAUGCAACGUCAAAGAUUAAUUUGCCAGCAAGGACUACGAUGGAUAUCUCUUUCUUGUCCUUCAUUUCUUAGUGUAUUUCAUUUUUUGGUAGUGGUUGUGCACAGGUGUUUGAUUGUUGCAAACAUUGCUUUUUGCCUUUUCUCUCUCUAGGUAUUCGUGCGUACGAGCAGCUAGGACUGCGAGCUUUCGGUCAUCCUGGGAAAAUUCUCGCAGCAGUCAUCAUAACACUACACAACAUAGGAGGUGAGAUUCUGACAUCCUGGUGUGGUAUUUGUACAUCUGUGUCAUAUGAGUGGGUGGCGAAGACGCAUCUUGCCGAUGGAACCAAAUGUGUCAGGAAACCACAGUUUUCAGGAAACGUUGGCAGAUGUAGACUUAAGACUGGCUCUGUUUUCUUCCCUUGCAGCCAUGUCAAGCUACCUGUUCAUUGUCAAAUCUGAGCUGCCACUGGUAAUCCAGGCUUUUCUCGGCCAGACGUCCACCUCCAAGUGAGUGCUGACGAAAACUUUUUCAGUGUCAAGAGUUUUUACAGUGUAGAUUAUCAAGCCAGCGAUGGAAGUGGCGUUUUGCUCCAUUCAUCUACACAAGGCUCCCUGUGUUUAUUCUUCUCUUAAUGGGGGUGACAACCAUGCAGAGCCACCGCUGUCCCCCGACUACAAACCAAUGAGUUACACGUCAUUACCGUAUGCUUAUUUUAAACAUAGGAUCUUUGUCCUGCUCAGUUUUACAUCCUCUAUCAGUGGUUAAACUUGUAGUAGUUGGGUUUGACUCUAUUUGUUUGAUUUUACUGUAUGUGUGAUGUCUUGUUUUCUCCCCUUAGUGACUGGUUCAUGAAUGGAAACUACCUCAUCAUCAUCGUCACUGUAUGCAUCAUCCUCCCUCUCACCCUGAUGAAACACCUUGGUACUACACAUCCUAAUUACCUUCACACACAGUGAUCCCUGAAAAUAUUUUUACUACUGUUGUGUUUUUUUAAAAGGAAGCUUAAAGAAAAUCAGUCUGCACUUUUAUGAAUAUCUAGCAGCGAACAAAACUGAAACAGAGUUUGUAUGUUAAUAGCAAGUUGUCUUCUUGUGUCCUGCAGGGUAUCUUGGUUACACAAGCGGCUUCUCUCUGUCCUGCAUGGUCUUCUUCCUUUCUUCGGUAAGACAUCAGAAUGCAUGCCUCAACAGUUUUUGUUAUUGCACUGAUAAAGCUGCAGUUAUGUACUUUGUAAGAGAAGUUUUGGACAAGUUCUGUAUUCAUUUGUCCACGUUACUCAAUAUAGUCCUCUAAAAUUUUACAAACACAAAUGCAAAAUAUAUUUUGUAAUGAUGAUACAAUGGUUUCCAUCACAUUCAGUAAUAUACCCUCGUGCACUGUGGUAAAUAGUGCAUGAUGCAGCUGUUGGAUGCUCUAAAAAUAUCACUUAUACAAACCAUGUUGCCCUGACGAUAAAUAAGGACAAGAACACCCGAAAUCAUCUGCAGCUCAGUGCAGAUUGCUCCAGUUUGUGUCCAUGAUUGAGAUGAGCUGUCAGGAUCUCCACUGCUGUAAAAAGCUGCACUGUCCACAUUCUACUUUCUCAUCAGAGCAGGCUGGCAAAGAGCAGCUUGUUCAGACCAAAAUAAUAAAAAAAGUCUGCCUGAGCGUAGAGCCACAGACAGCCGUAGACUGCUGUAACCCUGCACCUGAUGGUUGGCCACAGGUGCUAGUGAAUUAGGGGUUAUUGUUGCUGUUUUUUUUUCUAUUUAGGCUCAUUUGUAAAGAAAGAGGGGUAAUUUGCUCCAAAUUAAUGCACAACGGCUCAUUCUAAUGAACGUAAACUACACUGGUGCACAGUGACGCUAUUUGCUCUGCAGGAUAGUUUAAGGUGCACUUAACCCAUUGUGCAGGAUUUGUGAAUCAGAUGAUGUCUUUUUGGCUUAUUUACUUCAGUUUUGCAGGUACACAAGUCAUGCAAACCAUUAAGGAUUCAGGCCCCGGGUGUAUGAGCAGGACUGACUAUUACAAAAUUAGAAAAAUAUUCUUCACAUUUUAACUAUAAUGAAAGUAUAAUCAAAAUUAGAGUUGGGCUGUUGAAGAGUGGGCAGUGAUUCACUGGGCAAAAUCAAGUCUGUUUGCACCUUAUUUUCAAGAGUAUGCAAUGAGUGCUUACUGAAGCAACACAAGAGAAGAGUGUUUUUUACACGUUAAGUUCUUUUGUCUUUAUUUGUAAGUUUGUUUUGUCUUCUGUUGAAGAUAAUCUAAAAAAAGGUGAACCCAAAUAUUAUUGUAUUGAGUUUUUAAGCCUCUUAAAUUAUAGACUAUAUAGAUAUAGAUAUUAUAGAUAUUUCUUCAUACUUUCUCCUCUCACUUUUUUAUUAGGUGAUCUACAAAAGAUUCAACAUUGCGUGCCCUCUGGAAGUGUUUGGUAACUACUCUGUGAGCUCCGUAAUCCAAGACGACACGUGCACGGCCAAAUUCUUCACCAUCAACCAAGAGGUCAGAAAUGAAGAACUCCCAUUACACAGACAUAAAAAUUAUAAUCCAAGCUGCUGAAGUUUGGUACUCCAUGUUCAGAGGAGUCAGUGUGCUCAGCACGUGUAUGCUAAAGUGCUAUUUGUGGGUGCAUCGUAUUUCAUGGGGGGUAUUGAGUUCAUGUACUUCCUGGAAUACUACCAAGUGACGUUACUGUAUUACUUGACUUGCAGACAGCGUACACCAUCCCCAUCCUGGCAUUUGCUUUCGUCUGUCACCCUGAAGUGCUUCCCAUCUACACUGAACUGAGCAAGUAAGAUGAACGCAUUACUUCAUGCUUCACAUACAGUACACACCACGCACCUAAACAGUAUGUAUGCAGGGAUCCCCUCAUGCCUUACAGUGAAACGAGAUGCAAAGAAAUGGUUUUAGCGCACCCUCAAUACUGUUUUUUCAGUUGCACUUGCUCUUAUUUUACAUGGUUCCAAAUUACAGAUAUGUUUAGAUACAAGUUACUUUGAUGCCUAUAUGUCUGCCUGUAUAUUUGGCUCAUGUUCCAACAUUGCAAACUAUAAACACUGAAGGACCCCUUGCUAAAAAAGUGAGACAUGUUGAUCGAAAUAAAGACGUGUCUGUAAUGCCUCAGUGACAGCACCACAACACUAUUUCAGAGUGCUUCUCAGUGGAGCUACAGUUAUGACUUGAUCGAGUGAUUUAAGUGGACUGCUCUUGUGGCUCCAGUUUCAAGCACUGGCUGAGAAAUGAUUUAUUAACAACUGUAUGUCCACCUCCACGAGGGUGGAUGGUGAUCAUAGACCGUAUAUAGAGUGGACAGAGUCUGCCUCCUCACUGAGUGAAGCCCCCCCCCCCCCCCCCCCCCGAGAACAGCACCCUCUAGUGACGGGCUGCAGUAGAGGUCAUAAAUCCCGUCAUAAAUCCAUCCUUAUGGAGCUGUGGACAAGAUUUAGGAAUUUAUUACCCACAAAAUAAUUUUUUUCUCCCCCCUGCUUGCUAUGUUGACAUGUAGUUACUGGUUUGUGCUCAAUUCCUCUUUUUUCUGUACAGCCCCAUUUUUUAAAGUUAUUAGCGUCUUUGCGUCCUUGAAAAGCACUUUACAAAUAAAAUGUAUUAUUAUUAUUAUUAUUAUUAUUAUUAUAAUUAUUAUUAUUAGUAGUAGUAGUAUUAGUAGUAGUAGUAUUAGGGGGUUCAUGUUUUCUAUGAUUGACACUUGAUACAGCCUAUGGGUGUACGAAGAUUGUACAGCUCACCUGAGGGAUACGCUCUCAGCGACUCUCCCGCCGAAUGAACUGGCAGCUGCAAUAGGUUAGCAUAUUGUACCCAUCAAAAAGAAUGGUCAAGCUGGUUUCUCUUCUCUAAACACCUCCAUGACUGUCGACAAACGUUGAUAUCCAAAGUCUAGAUCUCCAUCUUUUUUGAUUAAUCAAUUAGUAACUGUCUUUUAGACUUUGACUGCAGUAACAAAACCCAGAUGAAUGAGGGUGGUUCUGAGCUGGAGACACCUGGAUGGACUGAAAUAAAAUUGGCAGUGCCAGCUCAAAAUAUUAAUAGAUACAACUUUGUGAAUAGACACAGGUCUCCAUAGCUGCAGUGAAGAGAUUGGAAAAUUACAGUGUGUAGAAAAAUGCACUCUGGUAGUAUUCAUAUUGAACUGGAAUAACUGGUGACACAAAUGGAGAAGUGUGGAAUUGAAGCCAUAUCUAAGUCUUAAUAUUAUUGUGAUUGUCUAUGCCAACACCAUAAAGGCUUAUAGCAGCACUCUUAUUUACAGUAUGUCUGUCUAUAGUGAGUGUUGUUCCCCAAAUACCUCAUUUAAAAAAAAAAAAAAAAGGAUAACAUCAAACCUUCAGUAAAGUCUGACACUGGAUGUGUAGCUUGUUUUAAAUUGAGGACCACGUCAAUAAUCCUGCCUUUCAUGAGUCUGUACACUGUAUUCGUGAAAUCAUGUUGAAUUUUGUUCCUUCUAAGCCCAACAAAGAGGAGGAUGCAGAACAUUGGCAACGUUUCCAUCUUGGGCAUGUUCGUCAUGUACUUCCUCACGGCCAUCUUUGGAUACCUGACCUUUUAUGGUGAGGAAAUGUCUGUAAAUCAUCUGCAAACAUAGCCCAGUGCACUGAGGAUGAGGUGUCACAGGAUCUAUUUCUGUUUGUGUGCGUGUAGGCAACACUGAGGCAGAGCUCCUUCAUACGUACAGUAAGGUGGACCCUCUGGAUACCCUGAUCCUGUGUGUCCGUCUGGCUGUCCUGGUGGCCGUCACUCUGACUGUCCCUGUGGUCCUGUUUCCUGUAAGAAAACUGUAUUUAACACCUACAAUAAAACAAACAGUUGAAUGUUUACUAAAAACAGCAGCACAUCAGAUCAUCAUGAAUUCUACAUUUUUCUGUAUUUUAGAGCUGCUAAGUACGUCAAAAUGGUGUGAUACUUAAUCAGCAACGUACAUUUUCCCUGUCAGAUCCGUCGCGCCCUCCUGCAGCUGCUCUUCCCUGGGAAACCCUUUCACUGGGUCCGUCACAUUGCCAUCGCUGUGUGUCUGCUGUUCGCUGUCAACCUGCUGGUCAUCCUCGUCCCCAACAUUAGAGACAUCUUUGGAAUUACAGGUACAAUUUUAGUCUUCAAUUAAACAGAGAAAAUAAAAAAAAUAAUGUUUCAAUAGAAGGGGAGGAAGAGUUUGGGAAAACAUGAAAUUCCUUUAGAGCAAAAAUGAAAAAUUAGGGUGUUUUUUUUGUUUUGUUUUUCAAAAAUUAACUAAAUUUGCUGAAGCUUUUUGUGUUACCACAAUAAUAAGUUGCCAUAUUUUAGUAAACAAAUUUUAACCUACUGUAGCGAUUUGUUUUUACGCCCCUAAGAUGAGCUUUGAGCAGUUUGUCUUACACAGGGACAAAACUGUGUAAAUGUACUAUACAAGGUCUUUAACAUUAACAUGCUCAUACAGGUAAGUGGCGAAAUGUGAUGGACCACAGUACAGUACUUUACUGUAGAGACCUUUUGAUUACAGCUGACAUAAUUCUCUCCAAUAAGUUCCUUUGUUUUGCUUUCUCUGUGUCCAGGAGCGACCACUGCUCCCAGUCUGAUCUUCAUCCUUCCAGGGCUCUUUUACAUCCGCAUUGUCCCGACCGACAGAGAGCCCAUGAAAUCCAGACCAAAGAUCCAGGUAAGCCCAUUUCCCUUACACAUUGAGGGAAAACAGUAAAUCAAUGUAAAGACCACCUAGUUUUGAUUCAAUGUUUUGUGUGUUUGUUGUGUUUCCAGGCUGCCUGUUUCACAGCUCUGGGCUUUGUUUUCAUGACCAUGAGUCUCACGUUUAUUGGGCUGGACUGGACGAGUGGGGAAAAGCGAAGUCUUGGCGGUCAUUAAGUCCCAACCCCCCCCAACCCUACAGCGACAGCGGCCCACUGCUGCACCCUACGUCCUCCAGUCCUCUGGACAGGAACCAAGACUCAACCUACUGCUGGACAGCUCGCAGCUUCGGUGGGACUGUUUUUAUUGAUCAUAAGGACAAUUUGUUCCUCCAAAGUGAUGACAGGGGCCCACCCAGGUUGAUAAAAACCAUCAGCAUUCAUCACAUGUGGUGUUCCUUUGUUUUUCAUGAAGAGCCGACCAACACGCCGACUACGGACGCCCCAAAACCCCUCAGCAAUAUGCCUUUACAGAGGCUAGGAGUGGUGUUUAAUACCAGCAAUAAUAAAUGCAAAUUGGACGAAUGUCUGAAUGAAAAGGUUUAAUUAACGGAAAGGUUUGACGGAGUAAGGUUAUUCAUGGUGUGCUUUAAAUUUUGUAUUUAAAAUGGAUUCCAUCAUGGUGUUUAAGUCCAAUUAUUUCUGUUUAAUGACAAGCUGAACUGUGUGAGAAAACUGAACAAAUGAGCACAGAUAAUUCAUUCUAAUUCACAUUUUGUGUAAUUUAUAAAUCUAAGGAGAGUAGCCUAUUUGCCAUAAGAAUUGGCAACCAGCCAAUGAUGUUUACACAACUGUGAGCCAAGUCAUUUGGUGAAAUCAAUUUGUGAAUUUGUUUUUGACAGUAUAUGUGGAUAUUGUUUAAUAAAAUUCACAAAAGAUGAAA
Messenger RNA from Xyrichtys novacula (pearly razorfish), 18889 nucleotides. The record is from the annotation of a GenBank genome assembly. NCBI's taxonomy places the organism in Eukaryota, Metazoa, Chordata, Actinopteri, Labriformes, Labridae.